Molecule: messenger RNA, 552 nt
Organism: Brachypodium distachyon (stiff brome)
Lineage: Eukaryota; Viridiplantae; Streptophyta; Magnoliopsida; Poales; Poaceae
Exons: 1
Coding region: 1-552 (183 amino acids)
Molecular function (GO): RNA-DNA hybrid ribonuclease activity; nucleic acid binding
Source: RefSeq, a predicted model, not a curated record
AUGGUGCAGAAUUACAAUGUUGCGUCUUCUAGUAAAGCUGAAGCUAAAGUCGACUCGUGGACAAAACCCUUGGGUGACUGGAUGAAGAUCAAUGUUGAUGCUAGUUUUUUUGAGGAUGGUCUGCGUGGGUCGGUAGGCGCGAUUAUUCGGAAUUCCCGGGGGGAGUUUGUCGCAGCUGCGAAUGGCCCCCUUGAUCUAGUUGCGGAUGUUACUUCCGCGGAGUCUGCAGCUGUUCUUCUUGGGCUGGAGUUGGCGAUCACGGCGUGCUGUUCCAGGGUCGUUCUCCACUGCGAUAAUGCUAAUGUGGUUGAAAUCUUGAAGGCGGGGGAGAAACACUACGGUCCAGCGACUGCUAUUUUCGAAGAUUGCUUCUCCCUGUUUAAAGACUUCACGGGGAUUGUUAUUGAUCACUGUGGUCGGUCCUCUAAUAAGGUUGCUCAUGAACUUGCUAGGCAGGCUGGUUUCUCUCCGGCGGGAACAUGGAUUGAUUCUCCUCCCCCCUGCAUAAUCCCCCUUCUUCUUGAUGAUGUAACUUUGGUUUCCAUUAAAUAA